Molecule: messenger RNA, 3675 nt
Organism: Cyphellophora europaea CBS 101466
Lineage: Eukaryota; Fungi; Ascomycota; Eurotiomycetes; Chaetothyriales; Cyphellophoraceae
Exons: 3
Coding region: 1-3675 (1224 amino acids)
Source: RefSeq, a predicted model, not a curated record
AUGCGGCUGCAACUUCUCAAAACUUCUGCCUGGGACCACCUUUCGCGCGUCACCUUUAUCCUCUGCACCCUCACAUCGCAUGUUGCAACGCUUUGCGCACAGUCCUUCGUUAUUCUGUUUCUUGUGUCAGAAGCCCUUGCCCAGGAGCUGACGGCCAUGCCUCGGCCAGCGGCCGCCGCUGCCGCGCUGGGUCGGUCGCCACUGCUCAACGAUGCCAUGGAUGUCGAUCGUGAAUUCAACGAAGACGAGUGUCGUGACUUCUUAAACGCUGUCGGAGACAAGGUCGUGAACUCGUAUAUCUACUCAAUCGGCAUGGAGGAGGCAUAUUCCUCCAUCUGGUGGAAGUAUGGUCCUGACGGCGCAAGCGACGCUAUCAGUCUGCUCCAUGACAUCCUUGAGGAGGAUGAUACCGCCGGUGCAGGUCUCGGAUUGGAUACUGACAUUUGGAGACCAUGGAAGAAGAACUUUCGAUUGCGCAACAUCAAUCCUCAGAAUCCCUGGGUCCCUCACAUAGGAGUGCGCAUCCUGCCUCCAGCCACCCCAACCCAAGUUCGGAAAAUUCGGGCCUUGAAUUUCCUGCGUGCCACUUCAGCUGCAUCCAGUAUCUCCGAGGGUGGUGAUCAGUCGGCGGCUUCGGCUUCGGAAGCUGCUGCUUCACAGCCUACCACCAACUCAAGCCACGAACACUCUUUGGCUGCUUCCCCCAACUACUUUGGUGAACACGCGCAUGGCCCUUCGCCAAAAUCAGAUGGCGCUGGUGGCAAUCGCAUAAUGACCCCGGCGUUCGCACACCAGCGAUAUCGUACUCUGUUCGCAACAGGUAAUACGUUUGAAGAGUCGCCCCCAGGCGAGACCACAAAUGGCAGACAAGACCUUGGCAGAAUCACACGGUUGGACUCGAUCCUCUCCCAUCGGCCGACUAUCUCAUCGGCUUCGUCUUCGGCGGGAGCCUGCAUUGCCCCAAUGCAGAUUGACUCCUCGGAUCUCAGCCCAGCUGUUCACGAGGCAUGGAUUGCUUUGACAGCAGGGGCGUUGGAUAAUUCUGGCCCAGGCGAAGCUGCGAGCAAUGGUGUUGCAACUUUGCGGCCUUUGCGCUAUAUUCCGGGUUCAGAAGCCGCGGAUUUCGCCGUCUAUGCCGAGCAGAAUGAGGCCAAACACACGACUGACAAUGAGCAGUCCGAGAACAUUGCCAUUCGUCAGGCUUCAACUGCCGUUGACAACUUUCGCGAAGACGUGCGCCGCUCUCAUGACUUUCCAGAAGUUUCCAAGCCGAAGCAACUCUGCCUGGAUGUUGGUCGCGACGAAGCAUUAGGUCUGCACCGCCUUCAGCAGGCACAUCGAAAUGCGGCGCUCUUGGCAGGUGAAAUCCGCACCCCAGUGACGCCCAGUCACAAUCAUCGCUCCAGCAACCGAGAGGCCAAGACCAAUGACAACACUGAAAAAGAGCACACUGAAGAAGAUAGUGGUCGAGCUGAAAGCGCAUCGCAUGGACAGCCAGAGAAGCGCAAGAGCCAUAUUGCUCGCCUACUCUCCUUGUUCAGAUUCGGCGAAAAGAAAGAGCGAACUGAGCUACGUCGCUCGUUCAGUAUUGGAAGAGACCACAGUGCAUUGUGUUUCCUCGAAUCUUCAAGUGCCUCUCCGAAGCGAAAAGUCAGCGACAGAAGACCUCGGGCUAUGACGAUAUCUGCCGGCUACGACGGUACCUGCUCGCCGCGCAGUACAUCUUCAUCUGGGUAUUACAACAAACCUCUUCCACUGAGUCCUAGCGAGCGUGCUCAAGCCGCUUCUUCGCGCACUCAAAGUUCAUCACCGUCACGUAUGCGCAGCAGCCAUGCCAACCCUCCGUUGACUGCUUCCUCCGCUUCCACUCAAGCUUCCUCCGCCUCUAGCAAGCAACGUUUCCGUAAUACCACACGAGAUCUGCUCGACUCCUCAGAAAUGGACGUUGCGCCGAUUCUGCCGGUGGAUUUCGUCAGCCACCGCAGCAAAGCCUCUCACCCUGAGCCCCAGAAGUACGUGCAGGAAGCCCUACCGCGCUUGUCAUAUUCCAGCGAUGCCGCGCGCAACCCCUAUUCAGACGCACCUAUUCUUGUAUCGGCGCCGUCUACCUAUGCGCCGCGCAAUAUUGUACAGCACUUUGGAGAGGAACUGGACAGCGAAGUGACGCCUGUGCCAAAGUUGCCUGGUUCACACUCGGAUCCGUAUACUGACGAGCUAAGCACUGCGGGUCUUCCCGCGCAUGGCCACUAUGGUCCGUCUAUGUACGUGCAUACAAGCUCAUCCGCCAGUCCCAAGCAGCCCUUCCUACAACAGCGUGUUGCUGCUGUGUCCUCACGGGCUGGACUCUCCUCGAACAUUGAGCAACCUAGCACUGACCUCGAGGAAUCUCGCGGAAGGAUGAAAGCACGCGCUCAGACGCCCGUGCACCAGAACGAAUCCUCUCCACUAAGUGUAAGAAGUCCUCCGAAGCCAGCCAAACGCUCUCAGUCCCCAAUGAAGCGACUUCUGGGUUUGGGCAAGAAGACUCCUGUUAAAGACCCGAAACGUUCGACGUCCGGGACGAGAGACCCUACUCCUGGCAGCAGCGCGAAGAAGAGUCUGAAAGAAUGGAGCCACAAGAUCAAGCACGGUUUCCUUGCUGCGGACAUGGAAGAACAACAGCACGAGAGUCAUAUGGAAGACUAUGCUACGGGCAAGUCUGCGCCGGAGCUCCUCGCACCGUCGACAUUCCCUAUCUCUCUCGAUCCAUCUUAUCAAGCUCGUCUACAAGCUGAUCUGGAAAUGAUGUUAGUCAUUAGCGCCAACCGAUUUCUCGUUAGGGAAGCUGAACAGAAACGCAUUUCCAGGACCAGCAUUGACAAGUUUCGACAUGAUUGGGAAUCUAAGAAUUUGGCCCAAGUCGUCGAAUAUCAGUUCGAUAUGCGCACUCAGCGUGCUCUCAUCCUAGACAACCUUAGAACCAUCGAGUUCUGCGGAUCAAUCGCUCGCGACCCCGUUGCACUGACUGCUGCGCUACAUGCUUGGGGUGUCAUGGCGAACGAAAUGCUUGUGCGCACCUUCUGCGUCGGCGACAGCGUUAUUCGAAAGUGGCUGAACGACUCUCAGCGCAUACUGGAGAUGCUCGACGCGCCACCCAUCACCUUUGCCAUGUUCGACAAAAUGUUCACUAAAGCCCUGCUCGUCAUCAAGCAGCGACAGCAGAUGGCAAUUGAAUACAACGCGGAGACUGAGGCCAACUCUGCAAGCGAGCAGAGUGAGGGUCACGCUCGCAGCCAUUCUCGCAACCCAAGUGAGUCAAGCUAUGCUUUCCGCCUUCGAGGUCACAACCGAAGUGUCAGCAAUGACAGCUACAUUCACGGCCUCUAUGGUAGUAUGGCUGCACAGCUUGAAGCUCUAGAGGCCACACCUUCCGAACAUGUCCCUUCCUCUCGAACCGUCAACAUAGACUAUGGUCCCAACACCAUCCCUCAGCCCCGUGUUCAGCACUGGGACGCGGUCACAGCAAUCCCAAAUGCUAGCUCAUCUGCGCUUGAGACUUCAAACAGCGCGACGCGAGAAACCUUUGACAAGUCCCGUGGCAACCGAGAUAGCCCCAGACGGCGUGCCACCCCUGCGGCCCGCGCUGACCCCUUUGACCGCCGCAGUCCCAGCCGCGGUGGCAUCCGCGAGGUCUGA